Messenger RNA from Manihot esculenta (cassava), 858 nucleotides. RefSeq lists its product as uncharacterized. NCBI's taxonomy places the organism in Eukaryota, Viridiplantae, Streptophyta, Magnoliopsida, Malpighiales, Euphorbiaceae. The record is from RefSeq and is a predicted model, not a curated record. The transcript has a single exon. The coding region runs from base 1 to 858 and encodes 285 amino acids. Gene Ontology annotation, molecular function: zinc ion binding; nucleic acid binding.
AUGUCGUACUUGCAAGGCCAAGACUUGUGGGAAGUAGUAAAUGGAAAUGAGGUUACGUCGCCAGAAGCAGAAGACACGAAUGGUAUCUUACGGAAGUGGAGAAUUAAAGCGGGUAAAGCGAUGUUCGCCUUGAAGACCACAGUCGAAGAAGAUGUGCUAGAGCAUAUACGUGAUGCCAAAACUCCGAAGGAAGCUUGGGAUACGUUCGCCAAGCUGUUCUCAAAGAAGAACGAUACGAAGCUCCAACUUUUAGAGAGUGAGUUGCUGUCGGUGGCACAACGCGACAUGACGGUCGCACAGUACUUUCAUAAAGUAAAGACGCUAUGCCGGGAGAUUUCUGAGUUGGAUCCAGAGGCUCUUAUUGGUGAUACGAGGAUGAAGCGAAUCAUCAUCCAUGGGUUGAAGCCAGAAUUCAGGAGUUUCGUUGCUGCCAUACAAGGAUGGCAAACUCAACCGUCGCUUGUAGAAUUCGAAAAUUUGCUAGCUAGUCAAGAAGCCUUAGCUAAGCAAAUGGGAGGAGUCUCGUUGAAGAAGGAAGAAGAGGCACUCUAUGCCAAUAGAGGCAGGUGGAAUUCCAAGCAGCAUGCCACCGGUAGAUUCAAAAAGAAUGAUGACAAGGCAAGAAGUCAUCAAGGCGAAGGGAGCGUUCGUGCAGGGGGAGCUUCGAAGAAUCAAGACAAUGGCAAAAAGUUUGAAGGGAACUGCUACAAUUGCGAGAAGAAGGGUCACAUGGCAAAAACUUGUUGGUCAAAGGAAAAGUCGGUGGAGAGUAACGUGGCUGCUUCUAAAAGCGAAGAUGAAUGGGAUGCUAAGGCAUUAUUUAUAACAACAACGUCUGAACAGAUUGAAGAUGAAUGA